This is a messenger RNA of Peromyscus maniculatus bairdii (prairie deer mouse), 5734 nucleotides long. Lineage: Eukaryota; Metazoa; Chordata; Mammalia; Rodentia; Cricetidae. The record is from RefSeq and is a predicted model, not a curated record.
AUGCUCCACUAGAUCCUGAAGCUUCUCUCCCUGACCAAGAUACGCCUGUCCCCAAGAGCAGGAAAGCCAUGGCUGUUCCCAGAGGGAGUCCUUCAGCCUGCUUUCUGUGGAUGCUACUGCUGUGGGGAGGGGAUAGUGGCUGCCAGGCCCAGCGUGCAGGCUGCAAAAGCGUGCAGUAUGACCUGGUCUUCCUCUUGGACACCUCCUCCAGUGUGGGCAAGGAGGACUUCGAGAAGGUCCGCCAGUGGGUGGCCAACCUGGUAGACACCUUUGAGGUGGGCCCUGAUCACACCCGUGUGGGGGUCGUGCGCUACAGUGACCGGCCCACUACAGCCUUUGAACUGGGCCACUUCAGCUCCCGCGAGGAGGUGAAGGCCGCUGCCCGGCGCAUCACCUACCACGGGGGCAACACGAACACGGGCGAUGCGCUGCGUUACAUCACCAGCCGCAGCUUCUCUGCCCAGGCAGGUGGCCGGCCUGGGAACCGUGCCUUCAAGCAGGUGGCCAUCCUAUUGACGGAUGGCCGUAGCCAGGACCUGGUGCUGGAUGCUGCAGCAGCUGCCCAUGCAGCGGGCAUUCGCAUUUUCGCAGUUGGUGUGGGCGCCGCCCUGAAGGAGGAGCUGGAUGAGAUCGCUUCAGAACCCAAGUCCGCUCAUGUCUUCCAUGUUUCCGACUUCAACGCCAUUGACAAGAUCCGUGGCAAGCUGAGGCGUCGGCUUUGUGAAAACGUGCUCUGCCCCAGUGUUCGGGUAGAAGGAGACCGCUUUAAACACACUAAUGGAGGAUCCAAAGAAAUCACAGGUUUUGACCUGAUGGAUUUGUUCAGUGUGAAGGAAAUCUUGGGGAAGAGAGAAAAUGGAGCACAGAGUUCCUAUGUACGGAUGGGUUCCUUCCCUGUGGUGCAGAGAACUGAGGAUGUAUUCCCCCAAGGUCUGCCUGAUGAGUACGCCUUUGUCACAACCUUCCGGUUCCGGAAAACAUCUCGGAAAGAAGACUGGUACAUCUGGCAGGUCAUCGAUCAGUAUGGCAUCCCACAGGUUUCUAUCCGGCUGGAUGGUGAGAACAAGGCAGUUGAGUACAACGCUGUGGGUGCCAUGAAGGAUGCAGUCAGGGUGGUCUUCCGAGGUCCCCGGGUUGAUGACCUCUUUGACCGUGACUGGCACAAGAUGGCUCUAAGCAUCCAGGCCCAGAAUGUGUCCCUCUACAUUGACUGUGUGCUGGUUCAGACACUGCCCAUCGAGGAGAGGGAGAACAUCGACAUCCAGGGCAAGACUGUGAUUGGCAAGCGUCUCUACGACAGUGUGCCCAUUGACUUUGACCUGCAGCGGAUUGUGAUCUACUGUGACUCGAGGCAUGCAGAACUGGAGACUUGCUGUGAUAUCCCGACGGGUCCGUGUCAGGUGACUGUGGUGACAGAGGCUCCACCUGCUCCUCCACAGCUGCCCACUCCUGGUAGCGAACAGAUUGGGUUCUUGAAGACCAUCAACUGCUCAUGCCCAGCUGGAGAGAAGGGUGAAAGGGGCUUUGCUGGCCCUGUGGGACUCCCUGGUCAGAAGGGAGAUUCAGGACCCAUUGGACUGACAGGUGCUCCAGGGCCCAAGGGAGAGAAAGGAGACACUGGGAGAGGACCCUUCUUUCAAGGAGAAAAGGGUGAGAAGGGAUCCAUGGGCCCACCUGGACCACCUGGAAGAGAUGGCAAUAAAGGCAUGAGAGGGGAACCAGGAGAGCUGGGAGAGCCAGGGCUGCCUGGAGAGGUGGGCAUGCGGGGGCCUCAGGGACCUCCUGGACUGCCAGGACCUGCAGGGCAAGUUGGAACUCCAGGUCUCCAAGGAGAACGAGGUCAAAGGGGAGCUCCAGGAGAAAAGGGGGAGCGAGGCCUGGAUGGAUUCCCUGGGAAGCCUGGAGAGAUGGGAGAGCAGGGAAGACCAGGACCUCCUGGUGUGGCAGGACCCCAGGGAGAGAAGGGAGAUGUGGGGCCUCCAGGACCUCCUGGCGUGCCAGGCUCUGUGGUGCAGAAAGAGGGCCUGAAGGGAGAGCAGGGAGCCCCUGGACCAAGAGGUCACCAAGGCCUACCUGGGCCUCCAGGAGCACCGGGUUUGAUUGGUCCAGAAGGCAGAGAGGGACCCCCUGGGCCUCAAGGUCUCCGAGGGAAGAAAGGCGAAGUGGGUCCACCAGGAACCCCAGGAGCACUAGGGCCACAGGGCCCACCUGGACCACCCGGUGUUCCAGGGCUCCCUGGACCUGGAGGACCCCCGGGUUUACCUGGAGAGCUGGGCUUCCCCGGAAAACCUGGGCCCUCUGGUCACAUGGGGCCACCUGGGAAGGAUGGGCUGGAUGGACCACCCGGCCUGCCUGGCUCCAAGGGAGCACCAGGGGACCCUGGGGAGAGUGGAGUGCCUGGAAUGCCUGGACCUCGGGGUGAAGUCGGGGAGCGGGGCCUUGCAGGUCUACCCGGUGAAAAGGGGGAAGUUGGCCUUCCAGGUUCUCCGGGCUUCCCAGGAGUGCGUGGAGAGAAAGGAGACCAGGUAAGUAAAAAAGGUGAACUGGGACUUCCUGGGCUAAAAGGUGCCCAAGGUGAAAAGGGUGAGGCUGGUCCAGCAGGGCCCCCUGGCUUACCUGGAAGUCCAUCCAUGUUCACACCACACCCGAGAAUGCCAGGAGAGCAAGGGCCGAAAGGAGAAAAGGGUGACCCUGGUGACCCUGGUGCUCUGGGACCCCAGGGUCAUCCUGGAGAAUUGGGCCCUCGAGGACCCACUGGACCUCCGGGUGCCAAGGGACAUGAUGGUGCACAUGGAGCUCCUGGAGCAGCUGGAAACCCUGGUGCUCCAGGACCUGCAGGACCUCCCGGUCUCAGUGGCCCUCCAGGAAGUUUGGGUCCCCCCGGCAUCAGAGGUGCCCCUGGGAAAGACGGGGAGCGUGGGGAGAAGGGAACAGCAGGGGAGGAAGGCAGCCCUGGGCCAGCUGGUCCACGGGGCGAUCCUGGUGCUCCUGGCCUCCCUGGGCCACCUGGAAUAGGGAAGGACGGGGAGCCGGGACUUCGUGGACCGCCUGGUUUACCUGGUCCCUUGGGAACCAAGGGUGACCGAGGAACACCUGGGAUCCCUGGCUCUCCUGGCAGCCGUGGCGACCCAGGCAUCGGGGUUGCUGGUCCACCCGGCCCUUCAGGACGACCAGGAGACAAAGGAUCCCCGGGAUCUCGAGGUUUACCUGGACUCCCCGGCCCCCAGGGACCAGCUGGCCAGGAUGGUGCACCAGGAAAUCCAGGAGAAAGAGGGCCCCCUGGAAAACCAGGCCCUGCUUCACUGCUGACUCCAGAGGACAUAAAUCUCUUAGUAAAGGAUGUGUGCAACGACUGCCCUCCUGGUCCCCCAGGCCUCCCAGGUCUUCCAGGUUUCAAAGGGGACAAAGGGCUCCCAGGAAAGCCAGGGAGAGAAGGGACAGAAGGCAAAAAGGGAGAUACUGGGCCCCAAGGCCUCCCAGGGCCUCCAGGAGUAGCUGGACCACAGGGAAACCAAGGAGAGCGUGGCGCAGAGGGUGAGGUGGGACAGAAAGGCGAACAGGGUCACCCUGGAGUUCCAGGCUUCAUGGGCCCACCAGGGAAUCCUGGGCCACCAGGAGCAGAUGGAAAUGCAGGCCCUGCAGGACCACCAGGACUUCAAGGGCCCCCGGGCAAAGAAGGCCCUCCUGGUCCCCAGGGCCCAUCAGGCAUUCCAGGACUCCAAGGAGAAGAAGGCAAACAGGGCAGAGAUGGAAAGCCUGGUCCCCCUGGAGAACCGGGCAAGGCAGGAGAGCCAGGCCUAGCAGGAGCAGAGGGAGCCAGAGGUCCACAGGGCUUCAAGGGACACACAGGUGAUCCUGGCCCACCUGGUCUGAGGGGAGAACCUGGGACUAUUGGCCCCCCUGGAAGGGAAGGAUCACCAGGAAAAGAUGGUGACACUGGACCUGUCGGACCACAGGGUCCCAGAGGACCAAGGGGCCCACCGGGUAGCAGUGGAUCACCUGGAGCCCCAGGAGACCCUGGCCGCCCAGGAGCCCCAGGACAGAAGGGAAACAAAGGAGAAAAUGGCAGCCCAGGACUUCCGGGUUUUCUAGGUCCCCGUGGGCCUCCGGGAGAAGCAGGAGAGAUAGGAGCUCCAGGCAAGGAGGGUGCUCCUGGGAAGCCUGGAGAGCCGGGAUCCAAAGGAGAGAGGGGAGACCCUGGGACCAAAGGUGACAAAGGAUUACCAGGCGGGAAGGGCCAGCCUGGAGACCCUGGAAUCCCAGGCCACAAGGGUCAUACUGGCCUGAUGGGUCCCCAAGGACAACCAGGGGAAAGUGGCCCCCCUGGGCCUCCAGGGCCACCUGGCCAGCCAGGAUUUCCAGGACUUCGGGGUGAGUCUCCAUCCAUUGACACCCUGCGGCGCCUCAUUCAGGAAGAGCUUGGGAAGCAGCUAGAAGCCAAACUUGCCUACCUCGUGGCCCAGAUGCCUCCCGCACACAUGAAGUCCUCUCAAGGCAGACCUGGGCCCCCAGGACCCCCUGGAAAAGAUGGGCUUCCGGGCAGGACAGGCCCCAUAGGUGAGCCAGGCCGGCCUGGCCAAGGGGGUCUGGAAGGACCCUCUGGACCUAUGGGCCCCAAAGGUGAAAGAGGAGUCAAAGGUGACCCUGGCACACCUGGAGUUGGCCUCCGAGGAGAGAUGGGUCCCCCUGGAAUACCAGGUCAACCUGGGGAACCCGGCUAUGCUAAAGAUGGACUCCCAGGAAGCCCUGGCCCUCAAGGAGAGACAGGACCAGCUGGACAUCCUGGUCCCCCAGGCCCUCCCGGCCCUCCCGGCCAGUGUGACCCCUCCCAGUGUGCAUACUUCGCCAGUCUUGCUGCCCGGCCAAGUAAUGUGAAGGGCCCAUAGAAGAUUCUAGAACAUCACUACUAUGGAUUUCUGAAACUUGAACUCAGAGCUCAGUGGGAAGCCAGAAGCCUUGAAACAUUUCAGAUCCUUUUUUUUCUCUUCUCCCCCUUUCUCCCACCUUUUCAUCCUGUUUCCCUCCCUCAUACUCUUGCCUCCUUGCCUGCCUACCUUCAGUUCUCUCUUCCCUUCCUCAGAGACCUCACAGUUAUUAAAACCAACAGAUGCUGUCAGCCAGAUAUUAUUAAUAUUGUUAUUAUUUGUUAUUUCAAAUGCUAAUGGGUCUGGGGGAGCAUGCUCGUGGACAGGAAGUGGUUUCCUGGCUCAGCUCCCCUGUCAGCAGUAGCAGAAGUGUGGCAGCCAAUUCUGAGGAACCCUCGGUGCUAUGCAGCCCUGCCCACACACUUGCUGAAUUUACCUCCUUCCUGGAAAGGAAACUUUAAGGGAUUGGAGCCCAGGAGCUUCUUUUCUCAGUGUGCCUAGAGAUGGCCCAGGGAAAAAGUAAGUUUGGAAUCCCCACCUCCCAGGAGAGACUUGAAGCAGAAAGAGGAAGAAUUUGCAGCCUGGAAGAAUGCAUUGACCUCUGGACACAAGAUGCACAUCUGGAGUUCAGAACUACCCUCGGGGGGUGACAUCCUUGGUGCUUCAAGCUACUGGAACCAAAAGGAGUCACACAGGGGGUUGGCAGUGGCUUGUGUCUGGGCCCUCACUGGACAAGGUGCUGCUGAAGAAGAGAUCUGGGGUAUGAAUUUGCUUCUGAGACAUGGUCUGGACCCCAUUAAGUUCCUCAUGCUGGUUUCAGUUGUGUGAAUUGCAAAAUAAAGGUUUCCAGUGGCCACUUGCCUAUCUUA